CUACCAUAAAAGCAUUUGGGUUCGGGUGGAUUUAUACAUCCGAUCAGGCAAAAACACAUCCACAGCAAGAUGAGUUUCUCUAGCGAUGAGGUAAACUUCCUGGUUUACCGCUAUCUGCAGGAGUCUGGGUUUUCUCAUUCCGCGUACACGUUCGGAAUCGAAUCACACAUCUCACAAAGCAACAUCAAUGGAGCCCUUGUACCACCGGCCGCCCUGUUGAGCAUUUUGCAGAAAGGGUUGCAAUAUACCGAGGCAGAAAUCAGUAUAGGAGAGGAUGGUACCGAGCAACGAUUGGGUGAAAGUUUGAGUCUCAUCGAUGCGGUCAUGCCGGAGGUGGUUGCCAACAGGCAGAAUAUGCAAAACCAGCAAAAGCAAGCUACGAAAACCGAACCCCCGGAGACGAAUGGUACGACGGAGGAACCGGCUGCUCCACCGCCAACUACGACGACUACUGCUUCCACAACCCCAGCUCCAGUAGAAACGAUGGAAGUAGAUCAAAGCAUUGAAAUUCCCGCCUCCAAGGCGACGGUUCUUCGAGGACACGAAAGUGAGGUGUUCAUCUGUGCUUGGAACCCGAGUACAGAUUUGCUUGCCAGUGGAUCAGGUGACAGCACAGCACGCAUUUGGGAUAUGUCCGAUAAUCCGGCCAAUCCGAAUCAACUCGUACUGCGUCACUGCAUCCAGAAGGGUGGUACGGAGGUACCGAGCAACAAGGAUGUUACAUCGCUCGAUUGGAACUGUGACGGUACACUGCUGGCGACGGGUUCAUACGACGGAUAUGCUCGUAUUUGGCGUACGGAUGGGUUGCUGGCAAGCACGCUCGGUCAACAUAAAGGACCCAUAUUCGCGCUGAAGUGGAACAAACGGGGUAAUUACAUUCUUUCCGCUGGUGUGGACAAAACGACCAUCAUCUGGGAUGCUGCGACCGGCCAGUGUACGCAGCAAUUUAGCUUUCAUUCAGCACCGGCGCUGGAUGUGGACUGGCAGUCGAAUCAAUCGUUUGCGAGUUGCAGCACAGAUCAAUGCAUUCACGUCUGUAAGCUAGGCGUAGACAAACCCAUCAAAUCGUUCCAGGGACACACGAAUGAAGUCAAUGCUAUCAAAUGGGACCCCCAGGGACAGCUGUUGGCUUCCUGUUCAGACGACAUGACGCUGAAGAUUUGGUCGAUGAAGCAAGACACUUGUGUGCAUGAUCUUCAGGCUCAUUCGAAAGAGAUCUACACGAUCAAAUGGUCACCAACGGGUACGGGUACACAGAAUCCUAACAUGAACCUCAUACUGGCAAGCGCUUCCUUCGAUUCGACCGUACGUCUAUGGGACGUUGAACGAGGCGUUUGCAUUCACACGCUCACGAAACACACGGAACCGGUGUAUUCGGUGGCGUUCAGCCCGGACGGCAAAUUCCUUGCGUCCGGUAGCUUCGACAAGUGUGUCCACAUCUGGAGCACCCAAAGCGGACAGCUGGUGCACAGCUACAAGGGAACCGGUGGUAUAUUCGAGGUGUGCUGGAACUCGCGCGGCAGCAAAGUCGGCGCCAGUGCCAGUGACGGCAGUGUGUUCGUGCUGGAUCUCCGGAAGUUAUGAGCGACGGUACCGUCCGCUGGUACAGGAGCACCCGGAUCGGCACCAGGACCACCGCCACCACUGCUGACGGCGGCCGAGAAAAAAUCCUAACAAUCAUUGACAGGCGCCCGACGAACACAUCCCAAGUAAAAUGGCGAGGAGCAUUUCGCAUCCAUCGGUACUCGUCGUGGAUUGUUCGCUGGGAAUGGCGCUCACUUUAUACAAUAUCCGUGUUUAACGUUAUUCGCCCCCCAUUGUACCGCUUUCGGAAGACUUGGCGUGUGUUCGGCAUUAGCGCACUAGAUUAUUUAGGCCUCUGUAGGGAAAGAGACGAGAUUGCAUAUUGUGUGCAGAUCGAUAUAAGCUUUUAUUUUAUCAGCCUGCAUCGACUUCCAAUUGAUGAGCAGGGGUUUGUUUGAAGGCAUCCAACGUUCUUGAGAGCAAACAUAACAGAACGGAAACUUAAAGAUUUAAGACGUAAAUUUUAGACAUUAGACAUCUUCAUUAUCGUGCAGAAUAAAAUCAUGCUUAGGAAUAGUUCGAUUAUCGGUAGGGACUUUCGCGUGCAAAAAAUCAGACGAAAGGCAACAACUUCUUCGCAUUCGAAAGGCCGGGCUUUUUUAAAGAAUAAAUAAAUAUUCAGCUGUAAAU
This is a messenger RNA of Anopheles moucheti, 2214 nucleotides long. RefSeq names its product F-box-like/WD repeat-containing protein TBL1X (gene ebi). NCBI's taxonomy places the organism in Eukaryota, Metazoa, Arthropoda, Insecta, Diptera, Culicidae. The transcript is spliced from 4 exons. Gene Ontology annotation, cellular component: histone deacetylase complex. Gene Ontology annotation, molecular function: protein binding; transcription corepressor activity. Bases 70 to 1584 code for a protein of 504 amino acids. Gene Ontology annotation, biological process: regulation of transcription by RNA polymerase II. The record is from RefSeq and is a predicted model, not a curated record.